AGAAGAGCACAUAAUUUAUUCCUGCAAUUUGUACGCUUACUCUUUCGUUUCACUUGAGUUUCAUAAUUUCUGGGUUUGAAGUUUCAAUUUCAUGGAGUUUGGAGCAGCAGUAUCUUCUUCUUCUUCUUCAACUUUCAGGGUUUUAACUAACCACCAUUUAUGUUCUCUCUCCUCCAACAAAACUCCAUUGAAAACCAACCUUUUUCCUUCAAAGGGUUUUUCCUUUUCUCUCAAAAAACCCUUUUCUUGCACGGCCGCUAUCACCACUAACAACGCCACCAUUUCUCCUUCUAAGGUGAAGGGGUCAAAUGAGGGAGAUUAUAGUGUGUUUGAGCUUUCAAGUUUGACAGCUUUAUCUCCCUUGGAUGGUCGAUACUGGAAUAAAGUCAAGGAAUUGGCUCCUUUUAUGAGUGAAUAUGGGUUAAUUCGAUACCGAGUUAUUGUUGAGAUUAAAUGGUUAAUGAUGUUGUCCAAAAUUCCUGAAGUGAUUGAAGUGCCGGGCUUUACUAAUGAAACACAUCAGUAUAUGCAAAGUUUGAUUGAUGAAUUUGGCAUGGCUGAUGCAUUGGAAGUGAAAAAUAUUGAGAAAGUCACCAAUCAUGAUGUGAAAGCAAUUGAGUACUUCCUGAAGGAUAAGUGCCAGUCCCAUCCAGAGAUCUCUAAGGUUUUGGAGUUUUUUCAUUUUUCUUGCACAUCUGAGGAUAUCAACAAUCUUGCUCAUGCAUUGAUGCUCAAAGAAGCAUUGAAUAAAGUUUUAUUUCCUGUCAUGGAUGAAGUUAUAAGAGCAAUAUGUAACAUGGCUAAGGAGUACGCGCAUAUUCCUAUGCUUUCCCGCACUCAUGGACAGCCAGCUUCACCCACCACCUUGGGAAAAGAGAUGGCAAUAUUUGCAGUCAGAUUAAGCAGAGAGAGGCAGAGACUAUCUCAGAUUGAGUUAUUGGGGAAAUUCGGUGGUGCUGUUGGGAACUACAAUGCUCAUAUGGUUGCAUAUCCUGAGAUCGAUUGGCCAAAGAUUGCAGAAGAAUUUGUGCAAUCUUUAGGUUUAACUUUCAAUCCUUAUGUCACUCAGAUUGAACCUCAUGACUAUAUGGCUAGUCUGUUCCAUGCAACUAUCCAGUUCAACAAUAUUUUGACUGAUUUUGACCGGGACAUAUGGGGCUAUAUUUCAGUGGGUUAUUUUAAGCAGUUGACUAAGGCGGGUGAAGUUGGGUCAUCUACAAUGCCUCACAAAGUGAACCCUAUCGAUUUUGAAAAUAGUGAAGGGAAUCUUGGCAAGGCAAAUGCUGGUCUAUCUUUUCUUAGCAUGAAGUUGCCUAUCUCGCGAUGGCAGCGUGACUUGACUGAUUCAACUGUUUUGCGGACUAUGGGCGAAGGAUUAGGGCACUCCCUACUAGCCUACAGAAGUACCCUGCAGGGUAUUGGAAAGCUUCAGGUGAACCAAACAAGGUUGGAUGAAGACUUGAACCAUUCGUGGGAAGUACUUGCAGAGCCUAUACAAACAGUCAUGCGAAGAUAUGGUGUCCCAGAGCCUUAUGAAAAGUUAAAGGAGUUUACAAGGGGAAAGGCAGUCACUCAAGAAAGCAUGCAAGAGUUUGUUCAAGGAUUGAAAUUGCCGCAGGAAGCAAAGGCCAAUCUCUUGAAGCUAACACCACACACAUAUAUUGGAGCAGCGACCGAGUUAGCCAAAACUGUUGAUGCAGCCGUGAAUUUGAUUUUAGAAUCUUCCAAUUGAAGAUAUUUCAGUUCCAUGGCAAUAGCUGCUUUUAUAUCAACAUUAUAAAUGUCAUUACCAAUUACCAGGUGACUUUAACUAACCUCAUGUACAAGUCCUGCUAUCAGGACUGAUUACUUGUUUAGCAUUGCUACUGUUCAGGAACUUGAGUUCUUAUUUAGCAGUAAAAUUGAGGUUACUUUGUGCUGUAAAAUUUUGUAUCAACUAUUUAUGCCACAAUAAUCCAAAUUAAGUAUUAUUCUUAAAA
Messenger RNA from Chenopodium quinoa (quinoa), 1979 nucleotides. RefSeq names its product adenylosuccinate lyase-like. The record is from RefSeq and is a predicted model, not a curated record. Lineage: Eukaryota; Viridiplantae; Streptophyta; Magnoliopsida; Caryophyllales; Amaranthaceae. Bases 92 to 1732 code for a protein of 546 amino acids. Gene Ontology annotation, molecular function: N6-(1,2-dicarboxyethyl)AMP AMP-lyase (fumarate-forming) activity. Gene Ontology annotation, biological process: IMP biosynthetic process. The transcript is spliced from 10 exons.